This is a messenger RNA of Vigna unguiculata (cowpea), 3564 nucleotides long. Its product is annotated as neurofilament protein-like protein. NCBI's taxonomy places the organism in Eukaryota, Viridiplantae, Streptophyta, Magnoliopsida, Fabales, Fabaceae. The record is from RefSeq and is a predicted model, not a curated record.
UUUUUGUUUUUAAUGGGAAAACUUUAGUGGCACCUUAAUCCUAAUCCUCCUAAAUCAUUGAGACCACCUUACCAGCUCAUGUGAUACAGUCUGUCAAACAUCUAUGUUUCUGCUUUUUUCUGUGGAAAACUACUUCUUCUUCUUCCUAAAGUUCAACUAGCUUUCCUUCUUUUCCUGGAGUUGUUGCCAACCAAAUUAUUCCUCUCACCACAUACACUUUCUUUAUCUCUUUCUCUACCUCAACUUCUCCAAACACUCUGAAGGUGAUCAUGGCUACUGAGACUGCUGCAUCUGCUACUGAUCAGCAAUACGUGAAGAAGGAAAAGGACGAAGGCAUUGCACAAAUGAUUGCUUCUUUAGCCAAUGAAGAUGAAGUCAAGCAUGAGAAGCCUGAGGACACUUCUUCAAAUAAGACAGAAGAUAAGGUGACGGCAGAGCUUGCUUCAGUUGAGGUAGAAAAAUCUGACGAUUCCCCAGCUCUAGAGGCUUCUGCUGAAGAUGGUCUGAACCAUGACAAGGUUGAGGAUGCACAAAGUUCAACACCAACUGCAACAGAAGAUGUUGAUCACCAGGUUGAGCCUGCUAUUGCAGUAGAAAGCACUGAAAAUUCACUGCCAUCAGAUGCAACUAUUGCCGCCGAAGAUAAACUAAAGGAGGAGAAGGAAGUGGUUCCGGCCUCGGACACUAUCAGUGAUAUUGAACCAGUUCACGAUGCAGCCAAUUCCCAGCCAGUUGUGGCACCAUCCACAGAACCCAGUGUGGAAGAAACACCAGCACAGCAACUAGAAAAUGAAUCUGUGGAAACAGAUGAGGAGAAACAAGCGCAACCCAAGACAGACGACACUAAUCCUCCGGCAGAAUCAGAAGGAGAGCUGGUGAAAGAGGCUCAAGUUUUGGAAGACAAGGUUGUGCCUGAAGCUGUACAAGUGGGAGAAAAAACAGAAGAAGCAGAAAAAGAAUUGCAUGAGGCUGAGCAACCAAGCACAAUUGCAGUACCUGAACAAACAGCUGAUGCCGAAGAGAAACCGAGUGAUACCGUAGAGGGAAAAGCAACGGGACCCUCAGAAGAUGUAGUGGAAGAGAUCAAUAACUUUGAAACGGGAGCCACGGUAACAGUGGAUGCAGAACCUGUGGUUACUGAAGUGAAUGGAAACCAGAAAGAACCAGAGAAGCAAUCAUUGGAACCAAGGGAAGAGGAGAAACCAGAUACAUCUGCAAUUCCUGAACAAUCAGCAGAAAAAAGUGAUGCCAUGGAGGAAAAAACAAGAGAACUAGAUUUUGAGGCAGAGGUGUUGAAAGAGACUAACAACUUUGAGACAGAGAAAGCAGAGCCAUCGGCCGCUAAAGUUGAUGAAAGCCACAGUGAAACAGAGAAAGCAGAGCCGGUGGCUGCGAAAGUUGAUGAAAGUCAAACUGAACCAGAAAAACUAGAGGAAGAAGAGCAGCCUAAGACAGCUGUUCCCGAAGAAGAAGCUGAAAAUGCGGAGCAACAAGGCAGUGCUGAGAAGGUGAAAGAGACUGGCAACUCAGAGUCAGACGCAGUUCCUGAAAAAAUAGAGAAACCAGAGCCUCUGUCAAUUGAAGUGGAGGAGACGUCAAGAGAACAAUUACAAGCAAAUGAGGAAGUUGCGGAAGAUUUUAAGGAUGUGGAGACUGAGAAGGAAAUUGUGAUUGAGACAGCCAAGACUGAAGGAACAUCAGAUGACCUGAUCAAGGAAGAGAAAGCUGACAAAGAGGAGGAAACUACCCUCACUGUAAAUGCUGCACAGGUUUCAGCAAAUGAGGAACCUCAAUCAAAUAUUGUGGAACCUUCUCCUGAAGCUGUGCUUGGGAGUUCCAAGAGUGAAGGAACUUCAGAUGACACGGUCAAGGAAGAGAAAACUGACAAAGAGGAGGAAACUGGACUCACUGGAAAUGCAGCACAAGUCUCAUCACAUGAGGAACCUUUAGCAAAUCUUGUGGAACCUUCUCCUGAAAUUGUGCUUCAGAUCCCCAAGAGUGAAGGAACUUCAGAUGACACGAUCAAGGAAGAGAAAACUGAAAAAGAGGAGGAAACUAGCCACAUUGAAAAUGCUGCACAAGUUUCAUCGAAUGAAGAACCUCAAGCAAAUAUUGUGGAACCUUCUCUUGUAGUAGCAGAAAAGGUUGUUGAAGAGGAUGACAAUAAAGAACCUCAAGCAAAUAUUGUGAAAACUGAAAAAGAGGAGGAAACUAGCCACACUGAAAAUGCAACACAAGUAUCAUCUAAUGAAGAACCUCAAGCAAAUACUGUGGAACCUUCUCCUGUAGUAGCAGAAAAGGUUGUUGAAGAGGAUGACAAUAAAGAACCUCAAGCAAAUAUUGUGAAAACUGACAAAGAGGAGGAAACUGGCCACACUGAAAAUGCUCCACAAGUUUCAUCAAAUGAAGAACCUCAAGCAAAUAUUGUGGAACCUUCUCCUGAAGUAGCAGAAAAGGUUAUUGAAGAGGACAACAGUAAAGAGUCAAGCAUUACUGAUGCGAUUGAAGGGGUACCAAAUGAAGUGGCUAGCAUCGUAAAAAGUCCAGAACCAGCCUCAGUUGAUCAGGGAGCUGAAGCUAUCUUAAAAGAAGAAAGGGAGUAUUCUAUUCCAGCUGAUGUGGAAGAAAAGGUUGCCGUUGCCGCAAAUGAUGAUGACAAAAAGGAACCUGAAGCACCUAAUGCUGUCACUGGAUCUUCAACAGAGGAAGAGGCUGAAAGCAGAAAGGUUGAGGAACAGAAUGAGGCAAAGACAGCAACAACUGAAGUAGCAGAGAGUGUGAAGGAGGAGGAUGUAAGAGGUGAUGAUGAUGGCUCAGUAGUUGAUGACAAGAAGGAAGGGAACAGUGACGCAAAGGUAGAAGAAAUCUCUAGAGCUGUAAGUGAACCUGUUAGAGAAACCUUGGCAUCCAAAUUUGAAGAAAAAGAAGAAGAAUAUGUUGAACCUGGAGUCAACAAGUUAGAGAAAGAACAAACUGUGGAGCCUGAGAAAACUGAGGUUCAAGUCACCAAGCAAAGUGACGCAAUAAAAACAUCCAAGGACCUUCCAAAAGAAACUCCAGCCAAGCCAGCUCAAAAGCAAUCAAAUAACAUUAUAUCAAAGGUUAAACAGUCACUGGUGAAAGCAAAGAAAGCUAUCACUGGCAAAUCUCCUUCCUCCAAGAACCUUUCCUCGGAGGCCAAGGGCGACAUUAAAGUCAAAUAAUGGAACUGAGUGAACAAGUUUGCAGCAUUUACGUAUUUGCUUUAUUUUUCAUUAUCGUGGUGCAUAGCAUUAUAGCGUAUAAGUUGGUUUUUAUACAUCGUAAUUUUCACUUGAAUUUGUUUGAAUGCCAAAAGGUGUGCAGAGUGUAGUGUAUAUAGAAGAUGAUCUAGGCCGUGAUUAGGCAAUGGUGUAAAAUUUGAUUGUUUUGUUCUGUAUUAUUCUUUUGGAUAGUUUGCAUUGUGUUUUUGUUUGCAGCUGAUAAACGAGGAAAGCAAUUUUAACUUAUUGUGUAAAGUUUACAUGUUUGUACGUUUUGUAAAAAGACCUCAUAAUGAUCUAGUAUUGAUUGUUUAUUACAAAA